Molecule: messenger RNA, 1302 nt
Organism: Aegilops tauschii subsp. strangulata
Lineage: Eukaryota; Viridiplantae; Streptophyta; Magnoliopsida; Poales; Poaceae
Product: putative UPF0481 protein At3g02645
Source: RefSeq, a predicted model, not a curated record
AUGAUGCUGGUGGACGGCGCUUUCCUGCUCGAGUUCCUCACCAUCCACCACCACCACGCCGCCGCCGAGCCCGAGAGGGUCACCUUCUCUAACUGGACGUCGAGGAUGGCGCACCUCAUCGACCUGGGCGGGACCGGGCGGAAGUCCGCUCACAGCCUCAUCCUCCGCGACAUGCUCAUGCUCGAGAACCAGAUUCCGCUCUUCCUCCUCCGCGAGAUCCUCCAGGCGACAUGCCACUCCCAGUCCGUCGACGAGUCCACCACGCGGCUCACCUGCAUGGUGACGGGCCUCAUGAAGGAGCUCUGCCCGUUUAAGAUGGAGGGCAACAUCCCGGAGAAGCAGAUCGAGAGGGACAUCGCAAAGCACUCGCACCUGCUCGAGCUGCUCUACCGCCUGCUCGUGCCCAAGCCCAAGCCCUCUGAGGACGCCGCCCCGGCGUGGUCUGGCACCGUCGAGGAUGAUAUCGAGGAGCAGCGACCGGACGGUGAUGGCGGCCAAGAAGGCGAAGGCCCUUCCGCCGGCACCGGCAGCGAGUACGUGAUGCAACUGCUCUCCGCCAUGUUGAGCAUGGCGUCGAGGCUCAAGGGCGGCCGCCUGGGCCAUGUGAUGAAGCCGAUCGAGUUUGCGGCCAAGGCGCCGUGGAAGAUGCUCGCCGGCAUACCUGGCAUCUCGGCCUUGUCCAUGCACGCGGACGCAGACAUGAGCCAGGAGAUCGCGAUCCCAUCGGUGACCGAGCUGGCCAGCAGCGGCGUUCGGUUUAAGCCGACCAACGGCAACCUGUCCACCAUCAGCUUCAACCGCAAGACGGCGACGCUGCACCUCCCGGCGGUGACCCUCGACUGCAACACGGAGGUGGUGCUCCGGAACCUGGUCGCCUACGGGUCGUCCGCCGCGUCGGGCCCGCUGGUGUUCACCCGAUACAUGGAGCUCAUGAACGGCAUCAUCGACACCGACGACGACGUCACGCUGCUCCGCAAGCGCGGCGUGGUGAUCAACCGCAUGAAGAAGAGCGACGGCGAGGCCGCCAAGCUGUGGAACGGCAUGAGCCGCUCGGUGCAGCACUCCAAGGUGCCGGAUCUGGACGCGGUCAUCGAGGACGUGAACCGCUACUACGGCCGGCGGUGGAGCGUCAAGGCGAAGCGGUUCAUGCGCAAGUACGUGCUCAGCUCAUGGAAGAUGCUCACCUUCUUCGCCACCAUCAGCAUGCUGCUUCUCACCACCUUGCAGGCCUUCUGCUCCGUCUACACGUGCUCUCGGUGGUUCGGUGACGUUGUUGUAGCGGUCACGCCGACACCGAGAUAG